ACUUUCGAUUUGACCAUGGCUGGUGAAGAUCCGAGCCCGCUCGAAGCGGCGUUUGCCGCCGCGGCCGCCGACAAGGCCCGCGCCGACAAGUUCGACAUGACGCCGGACGAGCAGCAGAGCUUCGUCAAGGCGAUGAAGGACCCGGAGUUCCGGUCGCUCCUCAACGAGUACAUGCUCGAGAUCUCGGACCCGACGCACCGCGCCGAGCAGGAGGCGUAUCUGCGCCAGCUCGAGAACGACAACAAGGUCCCGACCGACAAGCAGCUCGUGCUGCCGACGCCGGGCUUCGUGCUCAAGACCAAGCUCCAGGCGCGCAAGGUCUUUGUCAACAUCUGCUCGUCCGACAAGAUUCAGCCGCCGUCGAGCACCAAGGUCGCGCCGUCGCCGCAGGUCGCCGCCGGCACGUCCUGGAACCUCCCGUACUGCGUGGGCCCACAGCGCAUGGAGCACGACAAAGGUGGCCAAGCCGUCAUGACGUUUGACGUGUGCUACCAUCCGCAGACGCUGGCGCGCGGCCGUGACAGCGCCGCGUUCCUCAAGAUGCUCAUCGGUACGGCGCUGGAUGGCGUCGACCUCGCACUCUCCAAGACGAACCCGAACGACGGCCAGGUCUCCCGCGACUAUCACAUCUUGAAGGGCGUGUCGUACAAGACAGGAUCGCCGAUCACAAUGUGCAUCUCGACGCCCAAGACUUCCUCCGAGAGUGCAACGAGUUCGAGUGCUGCCAAGUCGAAUAGCCCAGCAGCAGUGCCCACCGCCAAGGCGCCGCCGACAACUAGUGUGAAGGCCAAGCCCAACACCAAGCCGUCAUCGACCAAGCCGACCACUGCACCGUCUUCGACACCGACGACCAAGACCAAGUCAGCAACGGUGGUUGCCAAACCCGCGAUUGUGUUUCAGAUCGUCCAGCGCGGGCAGUUUGACAUGGCCGACCACAUGGAAAACGGCGAGAAGAAACUCUUUCGGCCGCGCGAACUCGUGCUCAAGAUGGAUCUCCCGACCCAUACGUCGGCGGCGGGCAUCGACCUGGACGUCUCGGCCACACAGGUCAAGGUCGAGUCAAAGGCGUAUGCGCCGCUGUGCAUCGAUCUGCCUUUUCCGGUCGUGGAAGCCAAGGGCGUGGCCAAGUUUGACAAGGCGACCAAGAAGCUCAUCGUGACGCUACCGGUCGUCCCCGAAGCACCUCGGCCCACGGCACCGACCCGUGUCGAGUCGACAAGCAAAGAUGCGCCUAUCAACGACGGCAGUGCCGACGCACAGACAACCGAGACGGUCCAGCAAGACCAUGUGAAAGCUACAGCUGCCGCGUCGCCGCCAGCAACGGUCCCGUCCGUGGUGGCCACAGACGUGUUGGCAGUCCAACAGGUGACGACUCCAAAGCUUCCACCCACCGAUGAAUUUGCCCCGUACCGCGAAUUUGCGGCCAUGGCCCUCCACGACAAGCCUCGGAUCACGUACAAGACGCCCAAGGUGACGGAGCAAGAGACCGAGUCGCAUAUCUCGUACCUUGUGCACGUACCCGGUAUCGAAGCGGCGACCGUCUCGAUCCUCGAAGAAGCCAACGUUGCGCGCCUUCAAUUCCGCACCGCGGAGGGUCUCUGGUUUGAAUGGUCCUUCUCCGUCGCCAAUAUUGCCGAGUGGACGCAUGAUAUUGCGACGACCAACAUGGCCGUCGUGUGCACCAAGGUUGGCGCACUCAAAACGCCGCCGUUCCGAAUCUCAACGAGCGACGACGGAACGUCGAUUUCUCUUCUCGUCGACGUGCCGUCGGUCGAUCCGUCGAGCGUUGAGACAGAGUUUACUUCGUCGCGCAUGACGCUUCGGUUCCGCACGCUGCGCGAGGCGCAGUCGUACUGCUUGACCAAGGACUUUGACGACACGUAUCUUGAGCCUGCGAAGUGCAGCGUCGCGUCGGUGGCCGACGACAAUGUCCUCGUCGUUCUGAGUGUUUGCAAGGCGGAGACGCCUGUCCAAGCCGCCGAAGCAGUGGCUGCGACGAUGGCGCCGGCGACCAAGGCGGCGCUCAUCAGUCGCUUCACCAAUGACGUCAUGUACGAGCUCGACUAG
Molecule: messenger RNA, 2067 nt
Organism: Saprolegnia parasitica CBS 223.65
Lineage: Eukaryota; Oomycota; Saprolegniomycetes; Saprolegniales; Saprolegniaceae
Exons: 8
Coding region: 16-2067 (683 amino acids)
Biological process (GO): axonemal dynein complex assembly
Cellular component (GO): cytoplasm
Source: RefSeq, a predicted model, not a curated record